AAAACAAUGACAGCGCUAAAGGUGUAGCUUUUCGGCUACACUAGCUAGCUGAGCUACUUUUAGGUGGGGAGAGGUUUUGUGGAUGAAACACAAUUAUGUCAUUUUUCCAAUGUCAUCGCAAACCAAAAAGGUCCACAAGCCAAUGCCAGGUCGUCAAGAUGUUUUGCCCUCCCUCCCACAAAAGUCAAACUAUGAAGAGAGGUAAUGUGAUCCUUCUUUACCUGUGUUGAAGACAAAGAAACCUGUUGCUAAGGGGUUUCAAUAUCAUGAAAAACACAUCUCACGUAUCAAGAGCAAAGUACUUGCUGUUGGAUAGACUGAAGAUCAAGAACCAUCUGAUAAGAGCACAUGGUGGACCGGGCUGAUGACGUGUCCAGGAAACACAGGUCCACCAGUGUAUUACAUCGGAAACCAGACUGGUCGCAAUGCAGUCUAUCCAAUGGAGAAUGUAGCAGUAGUGACUCCACCAUGCACACUGCAACCUGCUGUCAUGCAGACAUCCUUACCUGGCCCAGCUUUAUGUUUCCCACCUGGUCUGGAUUGCCUGAGUCAGUUCAACCAGUUCCUAGUGCAUCAGAGGGUCCAGCUGGAUGAGAUUAUUAUUGGUUGGGAGAUGAACAAUGCUUACACAGUAACGACUACCCAAGGGCAGCAGGUGUUUGCGACGAUUGAGGAAAAUGACCUUUUCACCGCGCAGGCUUGCGGCCCCAAUCGGCCUUUCACCAUUCGCCUCCAUGACAAUUUGGGGCGAGAAAUUAUAACCUUGACGCGCCCGAUGAGGUGCACUAUGUGCUGCUUCCCCUUCUGCCUACAGGAGCUGGAGGUGCAGAGCCCUCAUGGACAUCCAAUAGGCUACGUGGAACAGAAUUGGCACCCUCUUUUGCCCAAAUUUACUAUCCUUAAUGAGACAAGAAUGCCUCAGCUGAAGAUCGUGGGGCCAUCCUGUGACUGUAACUGUAUGUCUGACACAACCUUCGAGGUAACCUCUUUGGACGAGUCUGCCGUCAUUGGACAAAUAAGUAAACAAUGGAGUGAUUUCAUACAAGAAAGUUUUACAGAUGCAGAUAACUUUGUGGUUUCAUUUCCAAUGGAAUUGGAUGUUAAGACAAAGGCUGUGAUACUUGGAGCCUGCUUCCUCAUAGAUUUCAUGUUUUAUGAGAAUAAACCCCGAAGGAAUUAA
Corythoichthys intestinalis (scribbled pipefish) is the source of this 1180-nucleotide messenger RNA. Its product is annotated as phospholipid scramblase 1-like. The transcript has 3 exons. Gene Ontology annotation, molecular function: phospholipid scramblase activity. The record is from RefSeq and is a predicted model, not a curated record. Gene Ontology annotation, cellular component: plasma membrane. NCBI's taxonomy places the organism in Eukaryota, Metazoa, Chordata, Actinopteri, Syngnathiformes, Syngnathidae. Bases 365 to 1180 code for a protein of 271 amino acids. Gene Ontology annotation, biological process: plasma membrane phospholipid scrambling.